AUGAAGGUGUGUGUAGUAGUGCUAUUAGGAAUUGCAUUUAGCGAAAUAGUUGGAGUUUGUAAUGGAAAUUGUGCAAGUAAUAGUACUGAGGAAAAUGGAACCCGCGUUCUGUCGAGAAGAAAAAGGUUCCUAGUGUUCCCAGAUGGCAGUUCGCUCCAACUUGUGUUCUGCGUCCAGACGGCAGCUGUUAUACCUAUAGGGGACAUUUUUCUCUACGGCAACACAGCAGCUCUGGCCUGGACUCUACCGUCCGACCCAAAAACCCUACUCUUGUUCAAAGAACAAGAAAACUUCGCACUCAGAAGAGGAGACAUGAAGAAAGUUAAAUACAUCAAUGAAAAUGGGAAAGUGAUUGCCUCUGUGCCUUUUAGCAGACCGAAUAUAGUGAACCCAGCGUUCGCUAAGCGCAGUGUGGACUCUUACAAGGAACUCCUGAAAACAAAGAUGGACCGCGCUAGGAUGCACGAGAGGCAAUUUCAGCGUUUCCUGAAGAAAGACCUGGACGAUAAUCUGGACUUUCACAGGCUGAGUCGCGUAGAGCUGUAUACCAAGAUAGAGGCGUUGAUCACUGCUCUAGGAGGCGACGGGCGGCGGUGCGUGUUAUACAAACUAUGCGAAUCUCAGCGCUCCACGACACAGGGCACAUUCCUACAAGAGCUCCUCCGAGUUGUCUUUACAUUACCGAAAGGGAAGGAGUUUGUUUCUGAGAUGCACAAGGAGUAUGACGAAGCACACAGCCAUACAGACGACUGCGCCCUGAGAUACCCCGGCUUAUUCUGCACCCAGAACCAUGGGUACCUACGUAUAGGUGACAUAGUCUGGUUCGGUAACACCGCGGCUCUGGCCUGGGAGUUACCCACGGACCCUCAACUGUUCCACAUCUUCAAAGACCACGAGAAGGACUUCGCACAGAACCGUAAUGGGGUCUCGAAGCUGAUAUACUUCUUGGACCAAGACGGCAAGGUGCUGUCGAAAGUACCAUAUAAGAGAAAACCAAUAGUCAAUCCAGCGUUCGCGAAACGCAGCAUCACCAGCGACACCAGGAAAAUGUUGCACGAAAACCAAAAACAACAAUAUGAUCAUCUAGAUACAAGUUCCAUAGAUUUCCACCGGAUGGGGCGACAGAGCUUCUACUCGCAUUUAGAAAAGUUUAUCAAAGCGAUCGGCUGGAGUGGUCAAGAAUGUGUGCUUCGCCUGCUCUGUGAGUUUGGAAAGACCAAAGGUGUGGCCGGCCAAGGCAUGUUUCUGGAGGAAAUCAUGAGAGCUAUAUUUACGCUACCCGGCAGUAAGUCGGUUCAAGAGCUGUACGACGUAGCUCACAACUCCCACGGGCGGUGCGACGAAUUGUAUCGUUGUGAGGAAUAUAAUGCAAUAAAUAUAUAA
This is a messenger RNA of Aricia agestis (brown argus), 1383 nucleotides long. RefSeq lists its product as uncharacterized. The coding region runs from base 1 to 1383 and encodes 460 amino acids. The transcript is spliced from 9 exons. The record is from RefSeq and is a predicted model, not a curated record. NCBI's taxonomy places the organism in Eukaryota, Metazoa, Arthropoda, Insecta, Lepidoptera, Lycaenidae.